Eurytemora carolleeae is the source of this 3297-nucleotide messenger RNA. RefSeq names its product inactive dipeptidyl peptidase 10. Gene Ontology annotation, molecular function: dipeptidyl-peptidase activity; serine-type peptidase activity. Gene Ontology annotation, biological process: proteolysis. The coding region runs from base 1 to 2376 and encodes 791 amino acids. The record is from RefSeq and is a predicted model, not a curated record. The transcript is spliced from 22 exons. NCBI's taxonomy places the organism in Eukaryota, Metazoa, Arthropoda, Copepoda, Calanoida, Temoridae.
AUGACAGAUCUUGGGAAGUUGCCGCUAGGGAAAUUUGCACAUUUGGGAAAAUACUCUUGGGAAAGUUGCCCUGGGAAAGUAUUUUUGGGAAAGAUCCGAGGAGCCCGUAUAUCCCUUCAGAACUUUAGCAGUGGGAUUUUUCAAACAAGUUCCCUCAAUGCCACGUGGUUUUCAGACUCCGAGUUGGCCUACAUAGAUUCAUUUGGAAACCUGGUUCUCUACAAUGCUGUAACAGGAGCUCGUAGUCAACUUGUCAGCGCUAAUAUAUUUAGAUCUGUUGGGAGUUCUCUGUACCAUAUAUCUCCUGAUGCGAACUGGAUUCUGAUAGAAACUCAACCUGUGCUCCAAUCCUUCUUUAACACUGCUCAAUACUCAAUCUGGAAUAUUCCUAUGGGGAUAACCUCACCUCAAUACAAAGUUUCCAUUUCUGAGGAUUCAAGCUGGGGCUACCAGGAGCAGCUGCAGAGUGUGCUAUGGGCCGGAGGGUCUGGUGGCGUAGUGGUGGUCAAGGAGAAUGAUAUCUACUACCGACCCUACCCGGACAAGAAGAAGGUUGUCAGAGUUACAGAUACAGGGAUUCCAGGAACUAUAUUUAAUGGAGCUCCAGACUGGCUUUAUAAAGAACGAAUCCUGGGUCCUAGAUCUGGUAUCUGGGUGUCUUCGGAUCACAUGAAUAUGGUUUACUCUAGUAUUAACUGCUCCAGGGUUGGAUUGCUCCGGUAUCCUCAUAUAUUGAACGGAGAAGCGUCUGUUAAAGAUCUAUCCAUCAAAUUCCCUAAGGUUGGAGGCAAUAUCCCUGAAAUUCGGUUGCAUUUCUAUAAUUUCCAAACCUUCAAAAGAGUUGAAAUUCUUCCUCCCUCCCAGCUUCAGAAUAGGUCCUAUUAUGUAGAAAGUGUUGGAUGGAGUUCAAAUAAUGAAGUUUUGAUAACAUGGCUUUCUAGACAACAAGAUCUUAGAUUCAUUUCACAUUGCAGUACACUUGGAGCAUGUACACAGAUAUUUUUUGAGCACGCUUCAAACUAUGGAUUGGAAACCCUGCCCCACAUUCCCUUCCCACCAGUCGUCAACAGAGACCAAGAUAUGAUUGCGUACAUAUCUCUGAAGCGUGAAGGAGAUGAAGGUUACUAUCCACAUAUUUUGGUCCGAAGUCUGGCGGACCCAGGGGCAGUUGGUCCUCGCCUUCUUACACAUGGUCCAUGGAAGGUCCAUAGAAUACUGGGAUGGGAUCCAAAAAUUAACGCAAUUUAUUUCCUUGGAUCCGACCCUUCCUUCCCUGCCUCUCAGAGUCAACAUCUAUACAGACAACCUCUUGACAAGGAAGAGAAGAGUUCUACAGGAGGUUGGAGUUCGAGGAACGGGAGUAGUUCAGCAGAGUGUUUAACCUGCAAUGCAGGCUGUCAGUUUUCAGAGGUUUUUAUGUCUCCAGAUCUCUCCAACUUUAUUCAGCAUUGUCUUGGUCCCUCCAUACCUUACUCACAGGUGAUAUGUGCGAGUACGGGUGUAGUUGUACAGGUGCUAGAUGAUAACAAGAAAUUGCAGUACAAUAUCGACAAGUUUUCAACCCCUAAAUAUAAAAUUAUUACGGUUCCAACUGGAGAGGAAACUAAUGCUGUUGUCAAGCUAGAUCUUCCUCCUGGGUUCAGAGAGUACGAAGAGUACACAUUUCCCUUAAUUAUGUACAUAGGUGAAGUGUUUCCAAGUAUAAACUCUAAGUGGAGUAUGCACUGGACUGAUUAUAUAACUAGUCACAAGGAUUAUAUAGUAGCUCAGGUUGAGGUUGGAUUGCGAGGUGGAGGGAAUGAGACGAGGCUAGGAAUGAGAGCUCAGGAGGAUAUUCUAAAAGUUCUAAGAUACCUGACCCGUGAACUGCGGUAUGUUGACCGGAGUAAGGUUGGUUUGGUUGGAGAAGGAGGAGGAGGAUAUACUGCAGGGAUGGUUCUAGGUCUAGAUCUAGAGACUUCAAUGGAUAAACAGAACCCGACAACUAAAUGCGCUGUCUUUAUAUCUCCAACAGUGGACUGGAAAUUAUCAGAUGCUUUCAUCAGUGAACACCUGCUCGGGCACAAGAAGAACAGGUUCGAGACGAGUAGCGUAUCCCUGCACUCGGGCCUGUAUCCAAGCAAGAGGAUAUUUAUCACGAAUAAGCCUGGCAACCUGAUUUGCCUGGAUCACCUGCUUGCUCUUACACGAGCCCUUGUACGUCAGGGGGUCAUUUUUAAACAACAGAUCUAUCUUGACUCUGAGGCUGACCCGAACUCUAUGAUUCACUUCUACAAGAGUAUUGAGGCCCACCUGGAGGACUGCCUGGGCCCGGUGGAGAACUUCUUCCAAGAUGAUUAUUUCCUUGCAACCAUAGCAGAUAUUUCUGCUGGUUAAUACAACCUCAAGACUAUUAAAAAGUGAUAGAAAAAAGUCCAUGAAUUUUAACUAUAAAAAGUUAUUGUCAACGUAAGCUUAAGGGAUUUCCAUUUAAACCAAUUCACGCCAGUCACCUAGUCAAAAAAUAUCAUUUUAAUAUUUAAAAUGUUGACAAUUUUAUUGCUGGAGAAAUUCUCAAAAAAUCGGAGUAAAAGCCGUGAAGCUACAAAUAAAAAGUUUUAAAGGGCUGUUUAGAGAGAGAAUCACUUAAAUUUACGUUAGCAGUCCCUUUAAUGCUCCUGUGUGGGCCCCGUCCAACUGGUUCUAUUUGUAAUAUAACAGUUUAGAUAAGAAAUAGGAUUCUAAUUCUUCAAUUUAAAGUUCGACUUUUAUUUCUAUUUAAUCCUAAAAUGAGUUUAAAGAAGCUUCCAACGUUUAAAGAGAAAGUUCUCUAAUAUUAAAGUUUAGGUUUACUCACAGUCACACAAGUUUCUGUGUACUGUUCCAAUAUUCUAAUGUCAAGCUGAAGAUGAUUCAAAAUUUAAUUUAAACGAUUUAGAAGGUUUGCAUGGAUCAGCAUAAAAAUAAUACCAUUCGACUUCGGAACCCCCACCCCUUUGGUCUAAAGUUUAACUUUUAUUUAUGUUUUCUAGCUUUUUUUAACUCAAGCCCUGAUUUUUUGUUCAUAAAAUGAUAAUGAUAAUUAAAUGACGAAUUGUAUAUCGUCUUCACAUUAUUAAUUUAACACAAUUAUAGAAAUAAUCUAUUUGAAACUGUUGGUAAUGGUAUAAAGAAACUUCUAAUCUUGGGAUUCCCAAAAUGUGAUCUGCUAUACUUGUACCAUUAAUAUUAAGAUUAAUAGACAUAUGCGCAGAUUUCUAUUUGUACAAUGACUUAAAAUUGUCUAGAUAUAAUUUUAUAAACUAUCAAAACCGUCAA